AUGGUUCCAGAGAUUAUUCGCAGGGUGGGGUGGACUGCUGCUCCGGUUGGUAUCCUCACCACUAUGGAACCAGACGAACUUGGACUUAAUGGUUUUCCACGGCAGCGUGUGGCCUGUCGGAUCUUGGCCAUGAACUCCGCUGCCGCGUCCGUCGCGGCUGCUGAAUUAGCCAAGGAAAUACCAGAAAUGGCUUUCUCAGAGCUCAUGCCACGCGAAGAAGGCUCAGUGGCUUUCUUAGCCCACGAGGACUACUGCAACGUUCUUUUGAAGGCGUCUGGAAAGAACGGCGUUUUCUACAAGCAUCGGAAAAGCAGUGCAGAUGAAGACAAUGAACUGCUUUUGCUUUGGCUACCUCCUGAAUAUAGUCUUGAAGAAUCUUUGCAACUUGCAAAGGAUGACUCUGUUUUUGGGGUGGUUCAGAAGAGCUCGGCCGUUGAAGGCCGUUUUGCCUUAAGAUUUGCUGACCUGACAACAUUGGAGAACUUCGCUACUACGCACAGCAUUCAGAGCAAUGCACUUUUCGGCAGAUGGAAAUUCGCUGGAACACUUGUUUCUUUAGGAAUUGCCGGUGCUCUGACUUUUCUACACUCACAAGAUUGGGUCAAUCCGGACGUGCUUUAUGUCACUGAAGGACAUUUCGUAUUUAUAGCAGAGAAGAUUGGUCGGCGUGACCCGGUAUACUUCAACCAUGCGGGGUUUGCAAGGCAGAUUAAGUGGAAAGCCUUGAACUCCAAGGCCAAGUUGCUGGCAAAAGAGUACAAUAAGAAUCGGGCAACUGCGUCCUCCGAAUUUCGAGCACCUUCUCGUUCGAUACAGCAGUUGGAAAAUCGUCGCCUCUUCUUGGAAAGGUCCGUCAAAGUUCCUCCCAAAGCUGCGGCCAAAGCGACAGGCUAUAUGAACCCUUGCUUUCGAAUUCCUUCGCACAGCCUCUUCAACAGCAAGAUGUAUCGGGUGAAUGGGCAUGGACAGACAGGACCACAGCGGAAUGCUGUGGUGCUAAGCGUGGCUAUUUGCCCCCGUGACGCAUUGCCAACGGUGAUUGCAGCAGUAGGCUACACGUCAAGAGCUUGUGGAGUUUUGGUUGUGCAGAGCCCCGACGAGCUUCACCUCAAAGGGUAUCCAAGGUCCAAGGUCAAGUGCACGUAUAGCGUUUGCACGGAAGGGGCAGAGCGUCGCCACAUCCAAGUGGAGCGCUUCUUGGUGCAACUAGGCUUUGCUGACCAGGUUCGUAUGUCUCCGGCCGGGGAGGAACUUGUUGUCGGUAUAACCAUGACCAAGAUGCAGGCCAAAUGUUCCGGCCAUCGUGGUUGGCAGGAAGGGAGUGCGCCGGCCGGAAUGCUAGCCAGUUGGUUAGACAAAGUCACCCCAUCCGUAGCAUAUGCCGAGAUCCAAGCACGUAUGGACAGCGCUUUUACCUUCAUGUGUCAUUCUGAUUUUUGCGACACAGUGUUGCGAGCUAGUGGCACUGAGGGCAUUUUCACUAAGGUCCAUCAGAGGCACAGUUCAGAACCAGAAGCGGGACAUGAGCUUCUUUGGCUUGACCCUGAGAUCAGCCUUAACGAUGCCUUGCUUGUUGCGGAGAACGCAGGGGCUUUGGGAGUGGUGGAGAAAGGAAACAAGGGUAGGCUGGCUUUACGUUUUCGCAGUGUUGAGGACCUCACUACCUUUGCUAAGUCUAACAAGUACGACUUCGAUGCUAGUUUGCAGAGGUGGAAGGUUACGGGGGUGCCACUACAGGCAGGAGUUCAAGGUCUCUCCCAAAUGUUGUGCUCGUUGGGUUGGAAGGUUGCCGAGAUCCCGCUCGCUUUCGGUAUUUGGGACAGCCCACUUCGUGUGGCGGUGGAAGCGAUGGUAGUAGUGGACUUGACCUUGGUGCACGGGCACAAGCUCAACAAGCCUUUUUGCAAAAAAUGGCAGCGGCCGCACCAGAGAAAAUUCCCAUUCUCGUUGAUUCCCCCAAAGGCUCCCCACGAGCCGCGGAAGCCGCGAAGCGCCAGAAUGAUGGCCACACGGGGGAGACCCCCGCUCCCAAGCGAUGACUGGUUUGAACGCGCCAGCAGGUUUCACUUUCCAUAUUAUUUUGCUUGUAUCUCCCGUACGGGACGCAAUAAGAAGAUGCAUGCCCUUCAUGGUAACCAUGGAGAUGAAGACGUGGUGGAAUUUUCUCUUUGUAAUGUGGCAGGUUUGCAGAAGAAUGGUCGAGUUGAGUAUUUGUCAUCGUUAACUUCACACUUCCUGGCAUGGUGA
This is a messenger RNA of Durusdinium trenchii, 2247 nucleotides long. Lineage: Eukaryota; Dinophyceae; Suessiales; Symbiodiniaceae. The record is from the annotation of a GenBank genome assembly.